GUUUGCAGGCAAUGUAAUUGACAAGGCUUGCAGUGGUGAAAUAAACACGCUUCAGCCAAGGCUCAGCUUUUAUUGCACAAUUGUGACUCUUUUGACGCAUCGCCCGUAGCGCGCAUAGACCUGAUUUCAAUUACCUUCACCCGAUUAAUUAAUCCGUGUGAAAUUAUGUCCCGAUCGGCGCAGAUCCAGCCGGCAAGAUGAUGAUUUCACCGAGGAGAGGCUCAGAUCGUGUACCCGACUCGGUGGUCCUGGUGAUCUUGGUGGUCGCCGCUUCUCUUGGUACCGUUUUCGCCAAGGAUACUGCCUUUGUGGAAGUGGUUCUGUUCGAGUCCAGUCCCAAUGGAGAUUAUACUACUUACACGACUGGCUUGCAAGGACGGUUCUCCAAAGCAGGAGCCACUAUCAGCGCGGAGGGGGAGAUCGUUCAAAUGCAUCCUUUGGGAUUAUGUAACAAUAACGAUGAGGAGGACCUAUAUGAGUACGGCUGGGUCGGAGUGGUGAAACUGGAGCAACCAGAGCUGGACCCCAGUUGUCUCACCGUACUGGGAAAGGCAAAGAGAGCAGUGCAGAGAGGAGCCACGGCCGUCAUCUUUGAUGUGUCAGAAAAUCCAGAUGCCAUCGAUCAGCUGAAUCAGGUUGCCGAGGACCCCCUGAAGCGGCCGGUUGUGUACGUGAAGGGCAACGACGCUGUUAAGUUGAUGAACAUCGUCAACAAGCAGAAAGUGGCUCGGGCUCGGAUACAACACAGACCACCGAGGCAGCCCACGGAAUAUUUUGACAUGGGCAUCUUCUUGGCUUUCUUCGUGGUCGUGUCGCUGGUUUGCCUCAUUCUGCUCAUCAAGAUCAAACUCAAGCAAAGGAGAAGCCAGAGCUCGAUGAACAGAAUGGCCAUCCAGGCUUUGGAAAAAAUGGAAACACGCAAGUUCAAGGCCAAAGGAAAAGCCCAGCGCGAGAGCAGCUGCGGAGCCUCUGAUUCACUGAGCAGCAGCUCCACCUCUGACUGCGCCAUCUGUCUGGAGAAGUACAUUGAUGGGGAGGAGCUGCGGGUUAUCCCCUGUGCACACAGAUUCCAUAAAAAAUGUGUCGAUCCCUGGCUGCUCCAGCAUCACACCUGUCCCCACUGUAGACACAACAUCAUCGAGCAAAAGAAGGGAAAUCCAGGACCAGCAUGCAUGGACCCUGGCAACCCAGUCCACGGCCGGCAGCAGAGGGUGGUGCUGCCAGUCCAUUAUCCUGGCAGGGUGCACCGUGCAGGCCAGGUGACAGCCUACCCAACCAGAACAAGCAUGGACCCCCACGGCAACCCCAUCACUGUGCUCACUGUGGACCAGCACCCAGAUCCUCAAGGUUUGUACCCACCCCAAUCAACGUCUGCCUUCCUCCGGAGCUACCACCCCACCCUCCAUCUGGACCACUCACUCAACCCCCACCACUGCGGACUGGAGCACCGUGGACCCCCUGCCUACCAAGCACAACCACAUCACCCUGCUUUUAAACGACCCAAAUUCCACGGGCGCAACUUCUCCCGAGCAGCCUGCUUCUCGCAGUACGAGACUAUGUACCAGCACUACUAUUUUCAGGGGUUGACUUUCCCUCAGCAACCUGAGGGUGGCCAAGGGUCUGCAAUGGCAGGACAGCUCGGCGGUGGAGGAGCUCAUAAGGGCCACCACAGCAGGGCCUUCCAGCAGGGGCUGUUAUACCCCACAGUGGUACACAUGGCACCUGCCUCUUCUUCAAGGAUAGGUGAUACCGGCAGCACUUCUGGCCUGAGCUGUUACCAUGGCCACCGCUCAGUGUGCAGCGGUUACCUCGCUGACUGCCCUGGUAGUGACAGCAGCAGCAGCAGCUCAGGCCAGUGUCACUGUUCCUCCAGUGACUCCAUGUUGGACUGUACUGAGGUCAGCAACCAGGGGGUGUACGGUAGCUGCUCUACUUUCCGCAGCUCGCUGAGCAGUGACUACGAUCCUUACGUCUACCGAAGUAAGAGCCCAUGUAGGGGCUCUGCAGGGGAAGCAGGGGCUGCGGCUUGCACCUCAGUUCCUGCCGAGGACUCAUCAUCCCCUGCUCCCUUGGGACAUGACUGCCUCCAGCUUCCUCCUGGGGCUUCGGGAUAUAACUCGGGGGACCACCUCUCCAACUGCAGCUUGGAGCCCAACUACAGCAGUCGCUCAUCACUGGAACCCAGGGAGAACAGCAACACUAGCACUACCUCAGGCGGGGCUCUAGAGGCUACCGGAGCAGACAGGGGGAAGGGGGCGCAAGACGAGUCAGGGGAGCUUGGGGCUGCAGCCUGUAGCUGCUGCUUCGAGGUGCUUCCUCCCAAUGUGGAGUGCAAGGGGCAGGACUUGGACCAAGCUGGGCCUCUGGCCUCAGGACACUGUCACAGGGGGAUGGAAUUUCAGAGCUCCACCUCCAAGAACUACUUUGCUUCUGAGCACAUGUGCCCUUCCUCGGAGCAGGUAAGCUACGAAGGGCUGCCUUGCUGUUUCUACAAAGAGAUGAAGGUCCACAGGGCCACAGCAGGGCGCUACACAGAGGACUACGCUGUUAAUGUGCAGUAUGCGCAUGCAGACUCAGAGGCCUGUUCUGGACAGGCCUGCUGCGAACUCAACCAGAGAAUACCCAUAAUUCCUGAGGACACAGAUUGUGAAAUGGGCACAGGGGCAGAGACCCAGAGCAGUUUAUUGCCUGUCAGUGUGACAGUGGAGGCAGAGGUGCGGACAGGGGAGCGACAUGAGCCCAGGGAGGGGUACUUCACCUCAGGACAGUUCAGAGGUCAGCCAUACCCUCAGGAGGAGGAGACCAGGGCUUUGUUUCACCCUCAGCUCUCUGCAAGCCCUAAUGCAUUGGGAAGCAGUAAAACAAAUGAUGGAGGUCUGGGUAUAUGAACUUGAGUCCAGUCAAAAGUAUGUAUUUGGUACCGUAUCAGUCAGUCAGUCAAUCAUUGAAACCCUCAGUUGCCUUGUUCUAACUGUGCUCUCUGAGCGCUGAAUGUUUUCAUCUUAGAUUGUGUGGAUUUCUACUGAAAUGGCCUGUUAUUUCUAGAUAUACAGUGUAUCAAGUUCAUUCCUGUGGCCACGAAUGUCUCAGAAAUUAGAGUGGUUGGUAAUGGCAUCUAUUUGCAGACUGCUGCCAUCAAGGGUUAGGCCCCUUCAAUGCUAUGAAAUUGGGCCCAUUUCUUAUGAGAUUUUUCAGACUUUGUCAAGAACAAAACAUCUAGACUCCAUCUUCUGUGUAAGAUCUAGGAAUACAGGAGUAUUUGUUUUCCUAAAAAUUAAAAAAAAGUAUACUCUUAAUUCACAAACAUCUACAUGUAUACAUUUUGUAUAUGUGCGCACAUGAACACUGACUGCCUAUAAAGCUUCAACCACCAACUCAAAUAGGUUGUACGGACAUAGCUAUACCAAAACAGAAAGACAUGAUUGUUUUUUUUUUUCUUCCUUUUUUUUUUUUUUUUUUUCAAGAGCAGGGAAAUGGGUCUAAGUGUCUGUGACCCACACAUUUCUCUGAGGAGAAGAAGCUAUAUAUUACAGAAAAAAAUGCAUAGAAAUGUGAAUGCAAGGCUGACACUGGUCUCUAUUCAAUAUGAUACAGAAUUUGUUUUAUGCAUUGCAUUUCUGUCCAGUAGUGGCCUACCUGUAUGAGAUGUGCCAGAGCAACAUGAAAGCCUUACGCUGGUAAGCUAUUUGUAGCAAUAUCUAAAGACACUGCACCACUUUUGGUCGAAUCCCAGACUUAAAGUGAAGGUGUCUCGGGGUCAGUAGAUUUCUUCAGAGGUAGAGUGCAGCACUCUACCUCUUGUUUGGAAGCCCUUAAAACGUGUAUUUUUGCUGUCACUUACCCGAUUUCCUCCAUGAGGCAUGCUCUAAUAAAUAUCUAUGGUUCUUAAGAUUCUAGCAUGUAUCAAAAGGCCAAAGGAAAGUAGCUGGAAAAGACUCAUAUUUCAUAAGGGUUCCUUAUUGUACUGUGACUUUUUUUUUUUUUUUU
Thunnus maccoyii (southern bluefin tuna) is the source of this 3987-nucleotide messenger RNA. RefSeq names its product zinc and ring finger 3 (gene znrf3). NCBI's taxonomy places the organism in Eukaryota, Metazoa, Chordata, Actinopteri, Scombriformes, Scombridae. Gene Ontology annotation, molecular function: frizzled binding; ubiquitin protein ligase activity. The transcript is spliced from 8 exons. Bases 198 to 2888 code for a protein of 896 amino acids. The record is from RefSeq and is a predicted model, not a curated record. Gene Ontology annotation, biological process: Wnt receptor catabolic process; negative regulation of canonical Wnt signaling pathway; ubiquitin-dependent protein catabolic process.